AUGAGAAGAAAACUCGAUACGGUCGGUUGGCUGCUCGACGAUAUGCAUCCUCGAACCUCGUCGCUGCUUUUUUUGCUGCUGUUGCUCCUUGUGGCGGCGGAAAUUCCUGCGCCGGCCGUGGCGACGGCGUCAAAAGUGACAACCGAGGAUGAGACGGAGCAGGGAAUUAGCGAUGGGGAAAAGGACGAGUCGUGGACCGAGUGGGCCAAGGAAAAGAUCACCGGAGGACUUGGUCUCAGUAAACACCACCACGAAGGCCAUGAGGAGGAGAGAGACACUUCGAAGAAAGCCGAAGAGGCCGCGGAGAAGGCUCGGGAGGCAGCCAGAGAGACGGCCUACGAGAAGGCAAAGAAAGCUGGGGAAGCAGCUAAGAAGACUUCAGACGUGAUUAAAGAAGGCGUCUCGGAAGCUGGAAGUCGCACAGCAGAGAAGGUUGCGAAGUUCAGGGAGGCCGCCAAGGAAACUUCUGAGGAGCUUGCAGGCAAGGUGAAAGAGAAGGCGUCGACUGCGAAGGAACCUGCCGAAGAGCUCGCAGGUAAGGAAAAAGAGAAGGACAAAGAGGCCACAGAGAGUGCGGCUGAGAAGGCAAAAGAGACAACGGAGGCCGCCGGGGGUAAGGCCAAGGAUAAAGCCGGGAGGGCGAAGGAAUCAACCGAAGAGACCACCGAGGCUGCCAGAAAGAAAGCCCGAGAGAAGGCGGAGCCGGCGAAGGAAGCGAUGGAGUUGGCUAAGGAGAAGUUGACGUCGGUGAAGGAGAACGUCGCCGGUGGAUCAGGCCCACGGCGAGAGGAGGAGCUGUGA
Molecule: messenger RNA, 801 nt
Organism: Zingiber officinale
Lineage: Eukaryota; Viridiplantae; Streptophyta; Magnoliopsida; Zingiberales; Zingiberaceae
Product: late embryogenesis abundant protein, group 3-like
Exons: 3
Coding region: 1-801 (266 amino acids)
Source: RefSeq, a predicted model, not a curated record